This is a messenger RNA of Alternaria arbusti, 1023 nucleotides long. RefSeq lists its product as uncharacterized. The coding region runs from base 1 to 1023 and encodes 340 amino acids. Lineage: Eukaryota; Fungi; Ascomycota; Dothideomycetes; Pleosporales; Pleosporaceae. The transcript is spliced from 4 exons. The record is from RefSeq and is a predicted model, not a curated record.
AUGCCAGACGCUCCGCUACCCAACGGCAACAGCGAGGGCAUCAAGAAAUCCAGUAACUCGUUCUCGCAGACGACCGUACUUACGGUUGGCUACGUCGCCGUAUCUGUUGUCUCGGUGGUCAUGAUAGCUCGGAUAGUGCUCCUUGUGCUGCGGCCGAAGAGGUUUGUAGCGGAAGACUACUGCGUCUUUUUAGCAUACGCUUUCUUCGUUUCUCAAUGCGCACUAUACAUUGCGAUUGCGCCAUUGUCAGACCGCGUCGUGGCAGUCCAAGAGGGAAGAGCGCCAUAUUAUCCGGAACUGAUCGAUGAAGGUUUCUUGCUGGGAAGGCUGUACUUCCCCGCUCUUAUCACCUUCUGGAUAAUACUUUGGCUGGUUAAGUUUAGCCUGCUGUUCCUGUAUAGAAAGCUUCUGGUAGGAGUACCAAGUGUCUACAACAAGAUCUGGUGGUUCAUCGUGGUGUUUUGUGCCAUUACUCAAGUAGGGAACUACGUCUGCUAUAUCGAAUCCUGCGAGACUCUAAAAGGGUUCUUCAACGGUGGCUGUCACGACAGGGUGCGUCAGUUCAUGAGUGUCUGGUAUUCUUUCGCUGCUGACACGCUGACCAACAUCAUGAGCAUCAAUGCGCUUUUCGCUAGUGCUGUUCUUUGCAUCAUGAUAUCUACACUCCGAGCCGCCCAAAUUACCGCAAACACGAUCAAUACAGAUGCCGACACAGACGGAACAUGGCUCGCAGUCUGGGGCAUGGCUGAGUGCGCCGUUGCCGUAGUCAUCGGUCUAACCCCAUCAUUUGCUGUCCUGGUUCGCGCAGGCCGAAACGCAAUAAGAAGACCUGAUGCGGAUGAGCAAGAAGUCCAACUCACUACCAUUGGUGGCUCGGGUGGAUCGGGGAACCGCAAGGAGAACCCAUCAGAGACGUGGCUAGCGAUGGAUGAUAGUAGGGAAGAGCUUGCGACAGCACAUGACCCGGCGUCCGUAACCACAAGUGUACACCUUGAAGAAGGUAGCCUUGGCCUCAGACGGUAG